Sclerotinia borealis F-4128 is the source of this 1611-nucleotide messenger RNA. Lineage: Eukaryota; Fungi; Ascomycota; Leotiomycetes; Helotiales; Sclerotiniaceae. The record is from the annotation of a GenBank genome assembly.
AUGCAGAGCGGCAUUUACUUUCGGAAGCAUGGCCUCAUCCUUGACGGGAAAGCGCAUGAACUUUAUGAGCGGGCACACAUCACCGUCCAGAAAGAGCUGGAGAGAAACCCAAAGGAACACGAAACGACUGCCCUAAUGACUUGCCUCAUCAACAGCAAUUGUUUCACCGGUCUGGAUAGUAAUUACACAUCCACUUCCGAGUAUUACGUGGAUUAUGCAAAGGGGGAGCAAGCCGACAUCGUUGUUAGAUACGGUCAAGGUGGAAAUUUCAACGCAAAAAUACUAUCAAGGCAAAAACUUCUGAUGAUCGGAGAGUGCAAGAGGACUAUGCGGAGUACAGGUUCUCAUUUACUGAAACUGGAGUGGCAAGCCUAUCGAUAUUGUCAGAUUUAUUUUCAAUCUAGUGAAGGUAGAGAAGUACAACACAUCUUCGCUGCUACAAUGGUAGGAGCCCACAUGCGGUUAUGGAGGUGCGAAAGGGACGACAGAUUUGACGCAGAGAGAGAAAAAGAGCCCGGAGAAUAUCGAGGUUAUUGGGCCGAGGUCGCAACAGGGCAACCAUUACUCAGGCCAGACGCCAAUUGGAGCAAAUACCGAGACGUCGGGCUGGAUAGAAACAACAACUAUUUCCAGCAGAGCUUUACAAUGAUCAAAAAUAAUCCACCGCAGGAGAUGACUACCGACGCUGAAUACUGGGGCGAGAACAUUUCAAAGAAGUACAUUGGAAGCCUAUAUGGGAAUCCUGGCUGCCUUACAUCCGAAUCACGCAAAGUCAGCGAAUUGAUAGAAGAUAUGGCAUCUUUCGGGGUAAACUCUGGAACGAAUCCUAGUCGAAAUCAAACUGGGGGAAGCUCUUCUCACACAGCUUCAACGGACACCCCGAGUCGCAGGCAGAGAGAUACGCCAAGGAACGCACUGUACCCACAACCCUCUCAACACCCAUCCAGAUCAACCGCUGCACCGAGCUCCAAUCGGGGCAGACCAACCACUUAUGAUCGACUAGAUGCACCAGGAAUGCACAGGAUGUCAAGCGCCCCAAGGUCUUCUUCCACUAAUCAUCAUCCCGAUGAGUACACUCCACAGCCAAUCCAACCAGCUUCUUCUAGAGCUCCAACGAGAUCUGGGCAAAGUGAUUAUCGGGAUGAAAGCAAUUUGAGACCUCCCAGACCAUCGGACCACAGGUCUAGUACUCUGAGUUCCAGCUCCAGCCGAGCACAAGAUCAAGGAAGAGCGCAUUCCGGAAUGCCACCGCCUCGACCAGAGCGAAGAUAUGAGAAUAUUCCAUCGCAGCAACCAGACCAGACAUACGGCGCUCCGAGCUCAAGCUCCAGCUCCAGCCGAAGACGACAUCAUGAAAGUGCUCGUUCUGCGUCGCCAGCUCCUCGGCAAGAGCCAAGAUACGAGAAUGACUCAUUUCAUCGUGCACCAAUCCAUGUUUUGGUCGAAGUUGGUAAAGCAGAAGUUUACUUUCACGAUGGGUCUCGUAGGCUCCAGACAGAUCGCGACGCCUGGAAGCAAAGCAGAAUUGAUGGCAAAUCUGUAAGGUUGUACGGAUCACGUUCUGGCCAGAGGUACUAUUAUAUAGCCGGUAGAGAUGACACGAGCAUUUGA